AUGAAGAAAGUUGUGUUGAAAUUGGACUUCUUGGAUGAGAAAACCAAACAAAAGGCUAUGAAAAACGUCUCCAGUCUCUCAGGGGUGGAUUCGAUAGCAAUGGACAUGAAAGACAAGAAGUUGACUGUAACAGGGGAUGUAGAUCCGGUGACAAUUGUGUCAAAACUGAGGAAGAUUUGUCAUACGGAGAUAGUUUCAGUUGGGCCGGCGAAGGAACCGGAGAAGAAGAAGGACGACGGCGGGGCUGCCGGCGGCGGUGACAAGAAGAAAGAAGACGAAAAAAAGAAAGCAGAUGAUAAGAAGAAAGAAGAUGAAAAGAAGAAACAUGAAGAAGCUUUGAAAUUAGCUUAUGCUGCUGCAUAUCAUCAACAGCCAUAUCCUUAUUACAAUUAUCAACAACAGCAGCAACAACCAUAUUACUAUAAUCAUCCACCUACACCAUACUAUUCUAAAGUUGUUCAAGAUGAAACCCCCAAUUGUGUUAUUUGCUAAUCAAGCAAUCAACACAUGUUCAUAAUCAUAAUCAUAUCUCAUCUGCUGCUGAAAUCAAGAAACCAGAUCUUGGGGAGGUUGUUGAUGGAUUGGAG
This is a messenger RNA of Lactuca saligna, 587 nucleotides long. The record is from the annotation of a GenBank genome assembly. Lineage: Eukaryota; Viridiplantae; Streptophyta; Magnoliopsida; Asterales; Asteraceae.